AUUGCCUUCAAAACAAGCGAUUACAUUUUUCCCCUUGUGUGUUUAAGAAACUAAUUUAAGUAGUGGAAAGUGUAAAACAUAAAUAACUGCAUUACAAUCUACAGAAAACGUGUUGGGGGAGGCUUCAGAAAUUAACCAUGAUCAAUCGCUGCAGCACUUGUACAUAAUUGUGAGUUUAUUUUGGCAAUUACUCCCGGAAAAUGUUUAUUUUAACACUCGCCAAUUUGACGGUUAAUUUUUUUACGAGAGCUGCUGUCCGCUACGUUCAGGAGAGAUAAUACAACUGACUAGCAAAGCUAAGAAAACGGAUACGACUGUCUCAGUGUUUUUCCGCAUAUAAUUAACGAAUUAUCUCUGAUUUAAACGCGACAUUAUGGUCAUUUUGAGACAGAGAACUGUCGGCUUUCAGACACACAGGCGACCGCUGAGCCACUAGCUGGUAAUGUAUUUUUCGCAGCAUGUGUUUGAUUUUUGUGUAUAAACCGCGGAUGUGUCACUACCAUCGCACAGACCCUUUGGUGUUAUUGAAUGUUGUCAACCGCAUGACAGCUGGUUAUUUGAAGCCUUCACCGCCGACGUGAAAUAAUAGCUCGAUUGCUCAGCGAAGUUUGCAGCAAUGGCUUCGGCGCUGAGUUGCUUCAGUGGUCCCGAGGUGCUGGAGGACGUGAAUCACGCCCCGGGUUUGAUGAGGGAAUUGAAAUUACUGUACGACUGUCGGCUCCUCGGGGACGUUACCAUCGGGGUGGAGAGCGAAGAGGAGUCGCUGGAGCCCGGAGGAGAGUCCGCUAGAGGUGACAUUGACCGACUGUUCCUGUGCAGCCGCAACGUCCUCGCCGCCGCCAGCCCUUACUUCAAAAGCAUGUUCACCGGGGGGCUGAAUGAGAGCAUGCAGGAGAGAGUGGUCAUCCGCGGGGUGGACGCUGAGUCCAUGUCGGUCAUCAUCGACUAUUGUUACACAGGCAGGGUGACCAUCACGGAGAGCAAUGUGCAAAGGCUGUACGCGGCUGCCAAUAUGCUGCAGCUGGAGUACAUCAGGAAAGCCUGCUCCAGUUUCAUGACAAGGAGGCUGGAUCUCUCCAACUGUGUGGGUAUUUUGAAAUUUGCUGACACGUAUGACAACCCUGAGCUUAAGGAGAAUGCACAAGCCUUCAUAGCCAGGAACUUCAGCCAGCUGUGUAAUGGAGGGGAGCUUUGUGAGCUGGACUUGAUGCAGUUAAAGGAGUUGCUGUCUCUGGACACUUUGGAUGUGGACUGUGAGAGAAAGGUGUGCUCUGCUGCUUUACAGUGGAUAGAAGCAAAUGCACUGCAGAAAAAGGACUCAGAGGAUGCAUUGCAGGCACUGAAGUGUGUGCGGUGGAACUUGUUUACUGAGAAGGACAAGUGUUACCUGGAGGGUCUCAUGGCCAGGCCUCUAAUUGAGAAAUACCUUGAGUCUUUCUUCAACAGGUCUGCAGAGGACGGCUGUGGCAUGUCCGCAGCUGUGGACGUACCAAAACACAGAAUAGGAGUGAGCGCAAAAGAAAUGAUUCUCUUCUUUGGCCUACCUAAUGACAACAUAAUGUGCUGUGACCCUUAUUCAGAGGAUCUGUAUUUCAUGGCUCCCCCCCUGGAAGAUCUCAGCAGUCAGGACUACAAGCGCUCCACCAUGGAGUCCUUAAUCGCCUGUGCCACCCCUGAAAACAACCUGUACCUAGCCUCCCACCUUUCAAAACAUUUCUGGCUGUAUAAUCCUGUGCUCAACAGCUGGCAGGAGUUGGCAGAGAGGCCGCUGGGGAGGAUACACUCUGGGAUGGGUUACCUCAACGGCCAUGUGUAUCUCCUGGGAGGAAGGAACCCAGUGACGGACACUAGACUAAAGGAGGUCGAGUGUUACAGCGUCCAGAGGAACCAGUGGACAUUUGUGGCUCCUCUGCCUCAUUCUUUAGGUAAAAUGCAGGUGGUGGCGUUGAAUGACCACCUGUAUGUGGUGAACAAAAGAAGAAUGCUUUGCUAUGAUCCUAAGAGGAACCGCUGGCGUCACUGUGGCUCACUGAGACGAGACAAGCUUCACAAGGCCUGCGUGUUUCAGGACCAGAUCAUCUGUGUGUGUGACAUCCCUGUGGUGAAAGCCUACAGUCCCACCAGGGGGGAAUGGAGAAGGUUGGGUGACAUUCCUAUCGAUAGCCGUGCCCUAAAUUACCAGGUGAUUCAACACAACAACAAGUUGCUCCUCCUCACCCAGACUCUACUGCAGCACAACAAGAACAGGGUCCUCAUCCACGAAUACGACCCAGCCAGGGACACCUGGAAGAAUGUCAUGGCAGUGUAUGUGUCCACCCUUGGACCAGUGUGUGUUUCGACACGUGUGUACCCAGCGUGCCUCGGCUCUGCUCACAGCUUCUCUACGGAGGAAGACGAUGACAGUGGGUCCAGUGCAGACUGGGACUUUGAUGGACUGACAGACGCAGACUCUGACUCUGGCAGCUCUAGCUCAUUCUCAGAUGAGAACUGGUAGCGAAAUGUGUCGCUGUGUCAAAGAAAAGUUAAAUUUAUUUAUAAUUUAAUGAUUAUUACAGGGUUCUGUAUGCCAGGAGAGGUCGCAGAUCCAGAUUCAAUUCAGUAUUAAAGCCAGUCAUUUACGGUAGGACCACAAGUUGAUCAGAAGUGGAAAUAUUUUCUUUCAUAUAUCAUCAGUCUGGCUAUGAUCAUUCACACAAAAAUGAUCACAGCUGGUUUCAGUUAUACUUCUCUUUUAUUUUCAAGUCAGCACAAAUGCUGGUAGUGACACAGUGUGUAGACUCUUGUUUGCUCAAUAACUCGCAACAAAUACAUGAUAGAAACACAAAUAGUCCACAGUAGGUUCCCCCAUAGUGUGGAGUAUCAACCUUUCCAGUUAAGCAUAUUAAUGAGGGCAGCUGAAUUUCUUAAGUAAACAUUUUGUUAGAAUUGGAGGAAUUGUGAGAGAUAUUAAAGAAGAAGGGUAAAAAUCAAAGCAGCAGAGGCUGAAAUAUCACCAUAUAGGCUCCAGACGAGGGUAACAAUGCAGAAUACACCUUUACACAGCAGAGAUAUUUUAACCUGUCAAACACAUGUGUUACUAAUAACAUAAUUCAUAGCUGAAUUGCACUGCAGUAAUUGUUUGAACUGAGUCAUGGUUCAUGUUGUUAGCUCCACCUGUGCACUUCCUGCUAUGACAAGUCGAAUGUCUGCUGUCAAAAAAGGCCUAUGAGUAUAAUUCAAGUGUGCUUUGAUGCUACCAAAAUUCACAUUGACAAUAUUUAUUCAGGAAAUUAAACACGUCGGGUACAAGAUGAAUGUACUUUUGACAGGAAGGAAAAGAAAAACUGGUGAUGCUCAUUAGGGAAACACAUCAGUCAAAUGCAAAAUAUGAAGAAUCUUAUGUUGCUCUUGAUUUCACUUUCGGUAUAGCAGGAGCGCUUCGUGGCUUUUGUGUGUAAAAUCUCUUAUAUUUUUUGUAAUGCAGGCUUUCUGUAAAUACUACACUUCAAAACGCAAGCUGCAAUAACCUGGCUGAUGUCUCUUGAGUACAUUUUUAAGACUUGAUGAAGCUCAUUUAAAGCCACAGAAGACCUUAUAUGACUUUUUGUGUUGUGCCCCUUUAAUGCUUUAAGUCUCAACAGCGUUGUCUGAUAUAAAGAGAGGAAUAUGUGCUUAUGUGUCAUUUAGCUUGACUACGUGAGCACACCUGCUUAUGUUCUGUGUAAAACAGUGACUGUGACUUUUUUAGACAUCAGGCAGCUUAAGUGCCUCAUGUUUAUGACUGAAAACACAACCGGUCAUUGACAGGGCUAUCUGAUUCGCUGCCCUUUAUAUGUUGUUGAUGCACAUGAAGACGUCACACAGCUGUGUUGUGAAACUCACUAUGAAAUGUAUAUGCCAAUGUACUGUACACUGACUCAGGUUUAGGCUUCAGCAAAAGCCUGUAUGCCAUGAUUUGACUUUUUUUCUGAGAUGUAGUAAAAAAUUAGGUUGUUUUGGUCAAAGAUGAUGAAUUUUAUGAAAAUUAUUUGAAACAGUUUUAUUGCGUGAAUGUAUGUGCUUUUGUAUCUGUAUUUUUUUUUAAGUUAACAUUUAUGUUACGAUCAAGAUUCACAAAGUGUUUAGAGUAUUGUUUGGUACUGAUGAAUUGUUUUUAGUUCAAGGACAAUUUAUCUGCAUGUGAUACGUGUUGCAAAGCCAUUGGUUUCCACAGCCUCCCCAUACACUCACCUACCAGGUUAUGUUUCUAAUCUGUCUGCCCACAUUGAUAUAAAUGUGGUGAACAAAAUAUUGGAAACACCCAUCAGUACAAAGCAAUACCACAAACUACAGCCUCCAAAAUAACCAUUAAGUUGAAUCAACCAUGAGGGUACGAUUAGUUGUAUUAGAUUCAGCUAGGUGUAACUAAUAAACCGGCAAAUGAGUGUCA
This is a messenger RNA of Thunnus maccoyii (southern bluefin tuna), 4408 nucleotides long. RefSeq names its product kelch repeat and BTB (POZ) domain containing 7 (gene kbtbd7). Lineage: Eukaryota; Metazoa; Chordata; Actinopteri; Scombriformes; Scombridae. Gene Ontology annotation, molecular function: protein binding. The record is from RefSeq and is a predicted model, not a curated record. The transcript has a single exon. The coding region runs from base 617 to 2494 and encodes 625 amino acids.